Molecule: messenger RNA, 1203 nt
Organism: Lodderomyces theae
Lineage: Eukaryota; Fungi; Ascomycota; Pichiomycetes; Serinales; Debaryomycetaceae
Exons: 1
Coding region: 1-1203 (400 amino acids)
Cellular component (GO): mitochondrion
Molecular function (GO): (S)-2-hydroxyglutarate dehydrogenase activity; (S)-2-hydroxy-acid oxidase activity
Source: RefSeq, a predicted model, not a curated record
AUGUUUCAGACCACCAGUAGGCGACUAUUACACACUUCAAUCCCCACACUAUCGGAAUUCUCACACAUCGUCAUUGGAGGAGGCGUAGUUGGUGUGGCAACGGCAUCUGAAUUACAACAACAAUCGGGUAACAAUGUACUUCUUGUUGAACAACAUGACACUUUGGGGCAGGAAACCACUUCACGCAAUAGUGAAGUCAUACAUGCCGGACUAUACUACCCUAGUCUGAGUUUGAAAGCACAGCUCUGUAUUGCUGGUAAGAACAAGAUUUACCAAGCUUGGAAACUGGGGAAUCUACCAGUGGAUUUACAACAGUGCGGUAAAUGGGUUGUUGCACAGGAUGAAGUGGAGGAGGAAUACUUGCACAAAUUGCAAGCAAAUGCAAGGGAAUUGGACGUUCCUGUGAACUUUGUCCCCAUAGAGAAAGCAAAACUGCGUUAUCCACUUAUUCGUGCCAACAAAGCCAUUCUUGAAAGUCCCACAUCGGGAAUUAUAUCGGCUCAUGAGUUUGUCGCAUUCCACGAGGCCGGUUUCGAAAAUAGUGAUGGUACUGUGGGGUUGAAUAGCAAGGUGGUUGGUAUAAUGCAUAAUCCUGGAGUUUCUAAUUAUACAGUGUCCCUUGAACUGGAUGGAGAAAUAGUGGAUAUCACUACUGAUAAUAUAGUCAACUCGGCAGGUCUUUUUGCUGCUGAUGUUGCCAAUAUGAUGCUACCUCAAAAUAAGCAUUACAAUUAUUACUACGCCAAGGGUAAUUACUUCAGUUAUGCACCAGAAACCCCAAUUGGACAACGAAUCACUGAUAAAUUGAUUUACCCAUGUCCUAAUCCUAAUGCGUCAUCAUUGGGUACUCAUUUGACUUUGGAUUUAGGUGGACAAUUGAAAUUUGGACCUGACUUGGAAUGGUUGGAUGUGUCAAGUGCCGAUGAAAUAGACUAUACUCCCAAUCCACGAAAUUUGAAACCGGCAUAUGAGGCCGUAAUGCAAUAUUUUCCAGCAAUCACGCAAAAUUCAUUGUCACCAUCUUAUUCUGGAGUCAGGCCAAAAUUAUUAUCAGCAACGGAGAGUAAGGAUCACUUUGCUGAUUUUGUAAUUAAAGAAGAAGAUGGGUAUCCGGGAUUUGUUAAUCUUUUAGGGAUUGAGAGCCCAGGAUUGACUGCAGCUUGGGCCAUUGCUGAGCACGUAAAGAACAUAUAUCAUAAAUAG